AUGGAGGGAAAUCCUGGGACUUUUCGAGCUCCGUUGGCGGGAACAGAAGUGACUGUAAGUGAAUUUUUAAAGAACACGAAGACGCUGCUGAGGAUUGUGCUUAUUUUCUACAAUUUUAUUAUGUUUUCUGCUCAAGUAUCCAUUGCUCAUGACAGUAGGGAUCAUUGCGUUUUCUUCGAACAGUCAAAGUGCAACUUUCACAUGCUCGUCAGCACACUGGGCUUGUUUACCAGCGUUUUCUUCCUGGUCGUGGACUGGCAGUUCGUGAAGAUCUCGUCCGCCCAGAAGCGAAAACUCUUGACUCAAUGUGAACUCGUGAUUAACGCUGCUGUUGGCUUUUUUACUUUCGUUGCUUUUUGUUCUUCAAUUUCCGGUUUCCAUUCUUUCCCCGCCGACGAAAUUCCCGAGGUUGAAUUCGUGCUGGAAUCCUCUGCAAAAGCUAUUCUAUCGUUCACCUUCUUCUCGAUCCCUGCCUGGGCCUGGAUUACGUUCAUUUCUUUUAGAAAUUAUCAAAAAGGUUUUUACUACUUAUAUGAUAGAGUAGAAGAAGGAGUUCUGUCGGCCUUUGCAGACCCCAACGACGCUCAAGAAGCAACUCCUUACGAAUCCAUCCCCAACGCUCAUCAGCUAAACCUCAAUUGGGAUGAGCAGUCGUUCCGUCCCGUUCCGUUCUCCGACGAGUUCAACAAGUCCACGCCAAAUCAGCCGAAAAAUACUUAUUGA
Molecule: messenger RNA, 723 nt
Organism: Oikopleura dioica
Lineage: Eukaryota; Metazoa; Chordata; Appendicularia; Copelata; Oikopleuridae
Source: the annotation of a GenBank genome assembly